AUGCAUAUAAUCAAGCCUGUUUGGUUAACGCAUGGAGGUGAAAAAAAGGACUACGAGGUCUACAGUUGCGAUGUUUCGCCUGACGGAAAACGGCUUGUGACGGCUGCUGGAGAUGGCCACGUACGAAUAUGGUCGACAGAUGCAAUCUUCAAUGCUUCGAAUGCAGAUUUCGCUAGCAAGCCUAAGCAGCUAGCAUCGUUAAGCAAUCACUCCGGUACCAUCCAUACAGUCCGAUUCUCUCCUAAUGGGAAAUACCUUGCCUCUGGAGCGGAUGAUAAGAUUGUCUGUGUUUACGUGCAGGAUGCAAGUCCUCCUUCACAUUCGUCAACUUUUGGAACAAAUGAACCCCCUCCCGUUGAGAACUGGCGUACGAUACGGAGACUGAUUGGCCAUGACAAUGAUGUCCAGGAUCUGGGCUGGUCUUGCGACUCUUCCAUCUUGGUUUCGGUGGGGUUAGAUUCGAAGAUUGUUGUAUGGUCCGGCCAUACAUUUGAGAAAUUAAAGACCAUCUUAAGCCACCAAAGCCACGUCAAGGGAAUCACGUUUGACCCUGCAAAUAAAUAUUUUGCAACUGCGGGUGAUGAUCGUACUAUCCGGAUGUUCCGCUUUACAUCUCCAGCCGCGAAUUCUACCGCGCAUGACCAGGCUCAAAACUUUGUAUUGGAACAUACAGUGAAGGCUCCCUUUGUGAAUUCUCCCUUAACAACCUAUUUUCGACGUUGCUCUUGGUCCCCAGAUGGAAACCAUAUUGCUGCUGCCAACGCCGUCAAUGGUCCUGUGAGCGCAGCUGCUAUCAUAAACCGGGGCUCUUGGGAUAGCGAUAUUAACUUGAUUGGCCAUGAAGCUCCUGUUGAAGUGUGCUCUUUUUCUCCGAGAUUAUAUUCAGCAAAGCCUUUGAAUGAAUGUCCUACAGACAACCAGGGUCAUCCUCUCCAUUCGCUUGUCACUGUGAUCGCUUGUGCUGGCGGCGAUAAAUCUCUGAGUAUCUGGAUUACGAGCAACGCACGUCCCAUUGUAAUAGCUCAAGACCUGUCAGCGAAAGCAAUAUCUGACCUUGCUUGGUGUCCAGAUGGAAAGGGCUUGUUCGCCACGGCUCUAGAUGGCACGAUACUACUCGUUCGUUUUGAAGACAAAGAGCUUGGAUACGCUAUGCCAAUUGAAGAAAAUGAAAAGUCUCUGGCCAAAUUUGGCACAAAUAGAAGAGGUGCAGGUAUUGUUGAGUCUACAAAUGGACUUCUUCUUGAGGAGAAAAGUAAGGCUGGUGAAAUAAAAGGGGUUGAGGGCCGUAUGGGUGCUUUGAUGGGUGAUAAUCAUGUGUCAACUGAGCCUGGGGUCAAUGGAACAUCCGGUGAUCUGAUAAUGAAUGGGGCUAUUUCAACAGGAAGUGCAACGCCGGUGGCUACUUCAAAAACGCAGCAGAAUGGGCUUUCAAACGGUGCUACCGGAGAACAAGACAAGCCAGACCCGUACGCUGCAAAACUAGAACGAUUGAAACAACGCCCAACAUUCACAAAAGAUGGCAAAAAGCGCAUCGCGCCCCUUCUGGUCUCUGGCGCCGGCGGCACACAAUCCUCUCUUCCUCAGUCCAGGCUUAUGGCUGCCUCGGCCAGUGCCCAAGCUGGAAAGCCAGAGGGCCCAGAAACGAUUCUGGAUCUCUCAAAGCCUUUUGAUGGUCUUCCAAAAGGCGGACUUGCUGCCUUGCUGUUUGGAAAUAAACGCAAGUUUGCUCAACUUGAUGAUAGCGAGGAAAAUCCUCUUGAAAAACGGGUUGCUGCGGCAAACGAAAAUGGAGUGACUCCAAUUCUUGCAAACGGGCGAGAUGGACUCUUGCCCGCAGUUCCCACUAUAGGCUUACAAGAAACGCCUGAGUUCAUUAGGCCUGCUGUGGUGAACCCUGUCAUGGCCGUAAGCCAAUUGAGAUUAGCAGUGCCAAAAGUGAGAAGCCAUAUUCUCCAAGAUACCGAUGCCUCUGGGAACCCCGUUGAUGUGGCCACCGGUUCUGGAAAUUCCUCUUCUCAAUCAAAAGCGGACCUCGUAUUUGAAGCUCGCAACCCUUCUGGUGCGAGCUUAACGGGCAGGGCCGCUGACCGAGAACCUGCACGAAUUACUCUUACACGCGGCGACCAGCCUAUUUGGCAAGAUUUCCUGCCUAAGGCUGUUUUGCUUGUUACUGGUAAUAAGCGAUUCUGGGCUGCUGCUUUAGAGGACGGGUCUGUAUACAUCUGGACUCCUGCAGGACGUCGCCUUCUCAAUGCUCUCGUGUUAGAGGCGCAGCCAGUGAUUCUUGAGUGUCGAGAUUCCUGGCUGAUGUGUAUCACUGCAGUUGGUAUGUGCUAUGUAUGGAAUAUAACCAGCCUCACGUCGCCGCAUCCGCCUAUUUCCCUAGCGCCUGUGCUUGAUGCUGCACUUCACACCCUGACCGAUCGCCCCACAGCAGCACCUUCUAUUAUUGCCGCUCGAAUCAGCUCUCAAGGUCGCAUAAUUAUGGCUUUAUCGAACGGGGAGGGUUAUAGCUACAACCCCUCUUUAUAUUUAUGGCAACGGCUGUCCGAACCGUGGUUUGCCGUUGCCAGCCAGUACUGGAAUACUACAGAUGCUUCAGUGGGAGACUUGCAGGUGGCGAACAGUCAAAUUGGAUCAGAUGCAAAGGUACCUAUAUCCGCCGGAAUUAUACCCUUCCUAGAAAGAAAUACUACGCAUGAAAUCCUCACCCGUGGCCGUGGGUACCUUUUACAACGCCUCAUCAAGGUUGUACUUUCCAAGGAAGGCUUCGAAGCCUUUGAAGCGGGUGCAUCUAUUGCUCACCUCGAAAACCGUGUUGCAGCCGCGCUAUCUUUGGAGGCAAAAGAUGAGUUUCGCUUAUAUCUAUCGAUGUAUGCAAAGCGUUUGGGUGCUGAAGGUCUAAAAAUUAAAGCUGAAGAGCUGCUGGAAGGGCUUCUCGGCGGCAUAUCUACGGAUGGUGAGAAUCAACAGUCAUCCACGGAGCACGGAGCAAAAAAUAUAGGAGAUGGGCCUUGGGACAGCGAAUCGGAUACCCUUUGCGGCUGGCCACGACGCGAGCUCCUGAAGGAGGUUGUUUUGUCUCUAGGAAAGCACCGAGAUUUGCAGCGUAUUACCGUCCCAUAUGCCCAGUUGCUUGGUAUUCUUGACGUUGAUUCUAAUAAGGAAGAUGCUAUGGUUGUUUGA
Molecule: messenger RNA, 3186 nt
Organism: Ophidiomyces ophidiicola
Lineage: Eukaryota; Fungi; Ascomycota; Eurotiomycetes; Onygenales; Onygenaceae
Gene: HIR1
Product: HIR complex subunit
Exons: 5
Coding region: 1-3186 (1061 amino acids)
Biological process (GO): DNA-templated transcription; chromatin remodeling; regulation of DNA-templated transcription
Cellular component (GO): HIR complex; nucleus
Molecular function (GO): protein binding; nucleosome binding
Source: RefSeq, a predicted model, not a curated record